GAUUUCGCUUUUGCGAUAAAGAAGUGGAAGUAAAGCUCAGCUGCAAAGAAGCUUGCACUUGCAGGCGGAAGUCAGGAAGAUAAAAGCCAUGGCCGUGAAGAGGCGGCGGUCCAGUACUAGCAACAGGAUGGAUGCUAUCACUAAGCACAUUCCACGCAAAGUAAAACGGGUGCCUAGAAAUAAAGAAAACGUUUCCCCAAGUCACACUAAAACAUGUAGCAAAAAUCAUGAAUCUCCUGUACAGAGGAAGAGACCCAGUGAUUCCGUCUCCCCAAUCCCCACUAAAAAACAUAGAGAAAACCAAGGAUCUCCUGUGUUCAGGAAGAGAUCCAGGGACUAUGUUGGACCCCAUCAUAUCAGUAAGACACCUGAACAAAGGUCACCCCUACCUCUCAAUGUCAUUGCUAAGUCUGGGGCUAAGGCACUUGCACCCCUCUUCAACAGUUCUACAAUCAGAGGUUCUGUGAACACAAUCUUCAAUUAUUCUGUAGACAGUAACAACAGCGGAACAGGAAUUCAGACAGGGGAGCUUGGGAGACAGCCUCCAGAUUCCCCAGCACAACACCAGAAUGCUUGCAAAGAAGAAGACACAAAGCUUCAAGAAGCCCAAGAGAAGAAUAAAUCUAAUCUGAAAAAAAAAAAUGAAAGCAUAUUUGAGGGAAUUGCAAGGCCAGGGAAAUCAGUGUUACUCAAAAGUGUUUACACAAACCUCUGCUUCACAGAGGGUGACAGUGGAGGUGUCAAUGAUGAACAUGAGGUGUGGCAGAACAAGGGAACAUCCAGAAGAGAGGUGUCACAACAUAUGUGUGUUUGUAUCGAUGAUAUAUUCAAACCACUACCAGGUCAAGAAAAAUCCAUUAGGACUGUACUAACAAAGGGUAUUGCAGGAAUUGGAAAAACGGUCUCUGUGCAGAAGUUUGUCCUUAACUGGGUAGAAGGCAAAGCAAAUCAAGAUGUAGUUUUUAUAUUUCAGUUUGCUUUUCAAGAGCUUAAUGCAGUGUGCCAGAAUGAACUAAGUCUAAAGAAACUUAUUUAUUCAUUCUACCCAGAAACUAAGCACUUAAAUGUUAAGGCUUACAAAGUUCUGUUUAUCUUCGAUGGCCUAGAUGAGUAUCGGUAUCCUUUGAAAUUCUUGAGCAAGAGGUGUGCUUCCAUCACUGAAAUAGCACCUUUGGAUGUGUUGCUGUCAAAUCUUAUAGAGGGAAAUCUGUUUCCUUCUGCUCUCCUUUGGAUAACCUCUCGACCAGCAGCAGCCUGUCACAUUCCUCCAAAAUUUAUUAACCAGGUGACAGAGAUACGGGGGUUUAAUGACCCUCAGAAAGAGGAGUACUUCAGGAAGAAAUUUCCAGAUCAGCACCUGGCGAGCAGAAUUAUCUCUCAUGUUCAGUCAUCAAGAAGCCUCCACAUCAUGUGUCACAUCCCAAUCUUCUCUUGGAUUUCAGCUGCUGUUCUUGGGCAAAUGUUGACUAAAGAUGACCAAGAGAUUCCCAGCACUCUAACACAAAUAUACUCUCAAUUCCUGCUCAUUCAGAUCAACCUUAUGAAUAACAAGCAUCAGAGUGACACCGAGAGGAACGUAACAAAGCUGCAAAGACGAGACAAAGAAAUCCUUAUGAAACUAGCUGAAUUUGCUUUUAAGCAGCUGGAGAAGGGCAGUGUCAUGUUUCAUAAGGAGGACUUAAAGGCCUGUGGCUCUGGUAAUGUUGCAGGCAGUUCAGUGUACUCUGUUUUGUGCACAGAAGUCAUUGAAGAAGAAAUUGCACUGAUUCAGGAAAGGUUCGGCUGCUUUGUCCAUCUGUCCAUUCAAGAAUUUCUUGCUGCUCUUUAUACACUUCAUUUAUUCACAUCUAUAAAGAUGAAUUUGUUGAAAGAAUUUUUCAAGAAGAACCCCAGAACUUUACAUGGACUGCAGAAAGCUGCCAUUAACAAAGCCCUUGAGCACAAGAACGGACAGUUUGAUCUUUUUCUUCGCUUCCUUCUGGGCAUGUCACUGGACAUCAAUCAAAGUCUCCUCAAAGACCUUCUGCCAUGGACAGGAAGAACUUCAGAGAGCAUUAAGAAAACAAAGCUGCACAUCAACAACUUGUUGAAGAAGAAGGGUCUUUCUCCAGACAGAGGCAUCAACCUCAUACAUUGUUUGGUUGAGCUGAAUGACUGUUCCCUGCUGGCGGAAAUCCAAAAGGGUGAAAGUACAGGUCCAAAAAAACAAAUUCGUAUUGCUCUGUGCUCAGCAUUGGCCUAUAUGCUAAUGUCAGAUACAGUGUUGGAUGAAUUCGACCCAAAGAAAUACAAAACAUCACAAGAGGGUUUUAGGAGACUAAUCCCAGUGAUAAAGCACAGCAGAAGAGCACGGUUGGACCACUGUGGUCUCUCUGCUGACUGCUGUGAAACUGUGUCCUUCGCUCUCCAGUCGGCCAACUCACACUUGACAGAGCUGAAUCUGAGCCACAAUGACCUGGGGGAUUUGGGUCUGGAGAAACUCUGCGUUGGACUGAAGAGUCCAAACUGUAAACUGGAGUCAUUGGACCUCAGCUUCAAUAAACUGAAUGCAUCAGGGAUGAAGCUGCUCUCUGAUGUAUUGAUUGGUCCACAUUGUAAACUACAGAGUCUGGAUCUCAGUAACAAUGACCUGGAGGACUCAGGAGUAAAUGUCCUCUGUCAGGCACUGUCAAACCAUCAGUGCAAACUGAAGACCCUGAGACUGUCCAAGUGUCGAGUCACAGAGGGAGGUUGUACUUCUCUGGCUUCAGCUCUGCAGUUGAACCCAUUAUACUUGAACGAGCUGGAUAUAUGCAACAACCACCCAGGGGACUCAGGAGUCAGGACCUUCAUUGAUGUACUAAGAAACAGUGAUUUGGAGUACCUAAAAAUUGGCUGUGUUGGAGACCAUAAAAUAGAACUGAAUAAAUACACCAGGGAGCUCACAGUGGACCUGGACAGAGCCAACAAAAAUCUGUAUAUCAAUAAGAAGCACAGAAGACUGAGUAAAAGAAAUGAAGAGUAUAAAAACAUAAUGAAUCAAAGAAAGAGAAAAACGGACUCAUCUCCUGAACACAAAGAGAGUUUCCAUCACCGUAACAAAGUGCUGUGCAAAGAGGGUGUUAAUUGAUGAUUUAACACUAAUUCCCUAAGUUCAGGUCCUGUAAAGUACGAGUGUGUCUGGAUUGGACGGCUGGCACCCCAUCCUUCUACAGCAUUUCUUUGGGAAGAAUUCCAUAAAACUUUU
This is a messenger RNA of Scleropages formosus (Asian bonytongue), 3226 nucleotides long. Its product is annotated as NLR family CARD domain-containing protein 3-like. NCBI's taxonomy places the organism in Eukaryota, Metazoa, Chordata, Actinopteri, Osteoglossiformes, Osteoglossidae. The record is from RefSeq and is a predicted model, not a curated record. Gene Ontology annotation, molecular function: protein binding. The coding region runs from base 89 to 3109 and encodes 1006 amino acids. The transcript has 12 exons.